AUGAAUAUAGUGAAUGAUAGCGUUCAAAAGUUUGGGGUUGAUCUGAUGGAGUCGGUUCUCAGGUGUAUGCAGGCGUGUCGGCGGCUGCUGGUGGUGUUGAGCUCGGAUUGUUUGUGUGAGAAGAGCAUCGGUCAGCUGGAGUGUCGUCUGUGUUUGUACCUGCAUCACGCGUCGCGUGUUCCUGUCAUCACCGUGAGACGAUGCGCGUUUAGCGCCCCCUGCGGCGACAUUGUGCAACUGCGCAACAACUCCACCUCCAUCCACUGGCACGAUGCGCGCUCCGAGCGAAUCAACUCGCGCUUCUGGAAGCUUCUGCGGCUCGCACUGCCUCUGCGACCGCUCGCGCUCGGGAAAAGACUCAUCGAUAGCACUUCCUCCCAUUCGGACCUGGCGUCUUUGGCGACGCGUUACACGCAUGCGCAGACCGUCUCGCUCAGUCGGCGUAGCAAAGUGGGGCGGGGCGGAGUGAGACACCUGGCCGUGCGCGACCGAAGUGGGCGGGGCUGUGAGCAAAAGGGGCGGGGCUGCGCAAUCUGCGUGAGUUUUCAGGAAAGUCGUCGAAUUUGGGGCGGAGUUAUUGCUACUCAGUGGAACACACACCUGCAUCAGCCUGUAGCCAAUGGGACGAUACCUCACGCCACACACAACUCCAACACUGAACCCGGAAGUGACCCCGGCAACGACCUCUGCCCUUGUGAACCAAUCAACAACAACCAGACAAAUGAGCUACAAACCACUCACUGUUGA
Sinocyclocheilus grahami is the source of this 747-nucleotide messenger RNA. RefSeq lists its product as uncharacterized. The record is from RefSeq and is a predicted model, not a curated record. Bases 1 to 747 code for a protein of 248 amino acids. NCBI's taxonomy places the organism in Eukaryota, Metazoa, Chordata, Actinopteri, Cypriniformes, Cyprinidae. The transcript has 2 exons.